Molecule: messenger RNA, 3410 nt
Organism: Pygoscelis adeliae (Adelie penguin)
Lineage: Eukaryota; Metazoa; Chordata; Aves; Sphenisciformes; Spheniscidae
Gene: CAT
Product: catalase
Exons: 13
Coding region: 1-1620 (539 amino acids)
Biological process (GO): response to hydrogen peroxide; hydrogen peroxide catabolic process
Cellular component (GO): mitochondrion; peroxisome; cytoplasm
Molecular function (GO): catalase activity; heme binding
Source: RefSeq, a predicted model, not a curated record
AUGGGCCCCCGGGCGGCGUUGCGGCCCUUAGGGGGGCCGAGGGGAAGCGGAGGGGUUUUAAUUUCUGGUGUUGUGAUAUUGACUGUCUCUCGCUUUCAGAAACCGGAUGUCUUGACCACCGGUGCUGGGAACCCAGUAGGAGAUAAGCUUAAUAUUCUGACAGUAGGGCCAUAUGGACCUCUUCUUGUUCAAGAUGUUGUUUUCACUGAUGAGAUGGCUCAUUUUGACAGAGAGAGGAUUCCUGAAAGAGUUGUGCAUGCAAAAGGGGCAGGAGCCUUUGGCUAUUUUGAAGUCACUCAUGAUAUUACCGAGUAUUGUAAGGCAAAAGUGUUUGAACACAUUGGAAAGAGAACUCCAAUUGCUAUACGAUUCUCCACUGUUGCUGGAGAAUCUGGAUCAGCUGAUACGGUUCGUGACCCUCGAGGCUUUGCGAUGAAAUUCUAUACAGAAGAGGGUAAUUGGGACCUUGUGGGAAAUAAUACUCCUAUCUUCUUUAUUCGGGAUGCAAUGUUGUUUCCAUCCUUCAUCCAUAGCCAAAAGAGGAACCCUCAGACUCAUCUGAAGGAUCCAGACAUGAUGUGGGACUUCUGGAGUCUUCGCCCUGAGUCCUUGCAUCAAGUGUCUUUCUUGUUCAGUGAUCGUGGUAUUCCUGAUGGUUAUCGCCAUAUGAAUGGAUACGGCUCACAUACUUUUAAACUGGUUAAUGCUGGUGGAAGAGCAGUUUAUUGCAAAUUCCAUGUGAAGACUGACCAGGGCAUCAAAAAUCUUUCUGUUGAAGAAGCAGGAAGAUUGGCUUCUACUGAUCCUGAUUAUGGAAUACGUGAUCUUUACAAUGCCAUUGCUAAGGGGGACUAUCCAUCGUGGUCUUUCUACAUUCAAGUUAUGACAUUUGAAGAAGCAGAGAAGUUUCCAUUUAAUCCUUUUGAUUUAACUAAGAUUUGGCCGCAUGGUGACUACCCUCUUAUCCCUGUGGGAAAGCUUGUCUUGAACAGGAAUCCUGUCAAUUACUUUGUAGAGGUAGAACAGAUGGCAUAUGAUCCUAGCAACAUGCCACCUGGCAUUGAACCUAGCCCUGAUAAAAUGCUGCAGGGUCGUCUUUUUUCAUAUCCUGACACUCAUAGACACCGUCUGGGACCUAACUAUCUACAAAUUCCUGUGAACUGCCCCUUCAGAACUCGUGUGGCCAAUUACCAGCGGGAUGGACCUAUGUGCGUUUCUGACAACCAAGGUGGUGCCCCAAACUAUUAUCCAAAUAGUUUUACUGGUCCGGAAGAUCAGCCCAUGGUAAAGGAGAGCCGCAUGUCCGUUUCGGGAGAUGUGCAGCGCUUCAAUAGUGCAAAUGAAGAUAAUGUGACUCAGGUGCGAGAAUUCUAUACCAAAGUGCUGAAGGAGGAUGAACGCCAAAGGCUGUGUAAAAAUAUUGCUGAUCAUCUUAAAGAUGCGCAACUCUUCAUUCAGAAGAGAGCUGUGAAAAACUUCACUGAUGUUCAUCCUGACUAUGGUGCCCGUAUUCAGGCUUUGCUGGACAAAUACAAUGCUGACAGCGGGAAAAAUGAUGUAAUUAGGACAUAUACACAGUCCACCUCUCGUGUGUCUGCCAAAGAAAGAUCCAACUUGUGAAGCGUGCUGCAGAGAUUUACUCGAUGAAUUUUGCGUCCAUAUAACUGCAGGACAACCUGUUGAAGAUGUUAAUGAAUGUAACAGACUUCCGCACAAAUAUAGAAGUGUUUUACAGGCUUGGUUUAUUAAGCUUGCAAGUGCCUGUAUCUGUAUUGGAAACUAGGUAACACAAGCUAACAAUCCUAGUGCCUUUCAACGCUAGUCCUUUACUGCUUGUUAACAACAUACAGUGUUUUUAAGGAAAUUAAUGAUUAAAAAUUGUCUUCAUUUCUAGAAGCAAAUACAAGUUUAAUCAAAAUACUGUUUCGGGUUUUUUUACUGUAAAACUUUCCUGGCUCAAUCACACAAUAGAACUUCUAUAAUAACACUGUGAUUAUCCUUAUGGAUAAACCUGUUCAUGUUAAAAAGUUGAUGUCGCCCAAUAUUGCUAAUAAAAUAGUUAUCUGUAUGUAUUUGUAGACACUUCCUUUGAAAUUCAUAUUUGGCCUUCCAGAAGUAAAGUGAUAUGCAGUAGUUCAAGUAAAAUGUUGGUUAUGUCUCAUUCCUUAUGAUCGAAAUUAAGCUAACUAGAAAGUUUAAUCUCAAUCGAGGUAAAUUUUAUUCCCAAUAUAAAUUUUAAGAUAAUCUUUGCUUACUAAUGCUAGGUUGGAUAUAACUGACCUAAGGGAGAUAGGAAAGGAUAUUUUCUUAUUACGUACACUUUACAACUGAAUUGAUUACAUCUUACAGUUCUUUGUUGGGGGGAGGGGGGGGGAUUGUUCUUUCUAAUCUGUAAGACUUUAAAUAGAAAACUAUUAAUUUUCCAAGUGUCUGAGAAAUUAACCUCCAAAUGCAUGAAUAUUUUUAUCUUGGCUAAAUUCAAGCUCAAGCACUUCCAAAACUAUUCCCAAUGGUUCCUGAAAUUCUGUUGUUUUACUGCCAUAAUCUGAUAUUGCUAUCUAUUGAUCAAGCCAAAGCUAGUUCUCAGAGUUAGACUUCAAUUAAAGUGGCAUGUUUGUAUGGAUGUGGGUAUCUAUAGCUAGAUACGUGUAUAAAACCCGAUUCAUGCAUCUAAAGUCCUGGCAAGUUUUAACUGCUCUGCCUGUUAGUUGUUCCUCUUCCCUUGCCAAAGAGAAAGAUCAGUGUGUCUGUGUAAUUAGCCUAGAUCUUAGUUGCACAGCAUCACCCCUCAUUUGAAGUAUUUGCUUACCUUGUUUGCCUGCUGAUGCUGCCUCAUUAGAAUUUGGGUUGGAAAAAGUAUGAAUGAUGAUGCAAAGGAUUUUGGAGCCCAGCUACUAGCUCUUAACUCAAAUGUGAUACCUGCUGUGAUUUGAAAUGUGUGGUUUUUUCAAUAUUCGGUGCAUUUCUGGGUCUGUCUUGAAUUGUCUUUUGAAUAGGAUUGCUUCCUGAUUUGGCAUUUAAGUGUGAAUUGGCAUUCCGAGAAGUGAUGGCAGAUAGAUAAAGAAGAGUAUGUACAAAGUACUGUUCCAUUAAAUUGUAGAAAGCUACUUCUUCUCCAACUCAUUUAUCUCUUAACCUAUUGUGAAAAAUUGGCUGUGAUACAGAUGCAGUAAAAUAAUACGAACUGACAGCCUACUCUGUUCUGGGAUUCAGUUGGAUUUUUACCUGAUCGGGCAGGUAGGAGCUGAAAGAGCUACGUGAAUGGGUGGGAAUAUUUAUUGCUGGAACAUAGAAUCCUAGUGAGUUUUGGAAAAGAAUAAGCAAGGCUUAGCUUUUAAUUUUGGUUGUGUCUGCUAAAUGAGUUAUUGUCGUCUUCUUUUAUUUCUGAAAUAAAACUGAAUUUAAAAAUC